Molecule: messenger RNA, 1413 nt
Organism: Populus trichocarpa (black cottonwood)
Lineage: Eukaryota; Viridiplantae; Streptophyta; Magnoliopsida; Malpighiales; Salicaceae
Product: probable ribose-5-phosphate isomerase 2
Exons: 1
Coding region: 310-1125 (271 amino acids)
Biological process (GO): pentose-phosphate shunt, non-oxidative branch
Molecular function (GO): ribose-5-phosphate isomerase activity
Source: RefSeq, a predicted model, not a curated record
CUGCCGCACUGAACAUGCCUCAUUCUUUCUCUGUCGUCAUCAUCAUCGACAACUUGUGUUAAACUAAAAAUUGUCACUUUCCUUCCUCUCUAUAAAUACUUCUUUCCGAAACCAAACCCUCUCCAUCCUCUCCUCAGCCCCCAGCUCCUAACAUACAAACCCUACCCCUCCUCCACCACCCAACACAAGAUUCUCACCUACAUUUCCUUUUCUGGGUCCAAUAAAGUUCACAUUUUUAACAUCUGGGCUGUCUUCAUCAAUGCAAAACUAGUCCCUUUUUUUUUAAGAGAAGGAAAGAAACCAAGAAACAUGGCCAUUCCUUAUCAUCAUUUCAAUCUUGUUACUUCUGAGAAACCAGAUAUGGAGAUGCUUUUUCCAUCUCCUGUGGUUUUGACCCAAGAUGAGCUUAAAAGAAUAGCAGCUUACAAAGCUGUGGAGAUGGUGGAAUCAGGCAUGGUUGUCGGUCUUGGUACUGGUUCAACAGCGAAGCAUGCUGUGGAUAGAAUUGGGGAGCUUUUGCAUCAAGGGAAGUUGAAAAACAUUAUAGGUAUACCUACUUCAACAAAAACACAUGAACAAGCUUUGUCUUUAGGUAUUCCUUUGUCAGAUCUUGAUUCACACCCUGUUCUUGAUAUUGCAAUUGAUGGGGCUGAUGAGAUUGAUCCAAAUCUUAAUUUAGUUAAAGGUAGAGGUGGGUCUUUGCUGAGAGAGAAAAUGGUGGAGGGUGUUUGUAAGAAGUUCGUGGUUAUUGUUGACGAGUCUAAAUUGGUUAAGUAUAUUGGGGGUAGUGGUUUGGCUAUGCCUGUUGAGAUUGUGCCUUUUUGUUGGAAAUUUACUGCUAAGAGGUUGCAGGAAUUGUUUGAAUAUGCAGGUUGUGUGGCAAAGUUGAGGACUUUUGCUAGUUGUAAUGGAAUGGAGAAUGGUGGGUUGCCCUUUGUUACUGAUAAUGGGAAUUAUGUUGUGGAUUUGUAUUUUAAGAGAGAUAUUGGGGAUUUGAAGGCUGCAAGUGAUGCAAUUUUGAGGUUAGCUGGCGUGGUUGAGCAUGGAAUGUUUCUUGAUAUGGCGACUACUGUUAUUGUUGCAGGGGACCUUGGGGUCACCAUCAAGAAUAAGAUUAUAAAGUAGUUAGAGAUUCAUGUAGGAGUUAAUUUAUCAUUUUUGAAGAUGUCGGCAAGACGAGUACUGUUGCUGUUCAUUGUUUCCAUAGGGAAGCGGUUUUUGGUCGCCUUAGCAUCAGAUUGCAUGAUUCAUGAGGAUGAUUCUCCUCGAAUUUUGGUAUCGUCUCCGAGUAAGAGGCUUAAAUCUUAGAAUGGGAGGUUGGAAAAUAGGGUUUUAUGCCAGCUGAACGAUCAAGCACAUGUAUGUCAGCUGGAUUAUGAUUUAUUUAAUAUAAGAGAUGCUUCAUUUUUAUCA